AUGAGGUCUCGCAGGUCAUUCACAACCGAAACGCCUCCCCAAUCAAUAUCGCCAGAGAAGAAACCUCAAAGCUCUGAAACACCAAAUCAUGCAAGUGUAUUGCCGCCGCAGCGUCGAGAGACGCUCAGUAAGAUCUUGAGUGGAGUGCAAGACGUCAAGGAGGAAGAGGUCCUUCGACACAUCUUGCCCAUGGAUACAAACUAUGAAACUUGCCAGGAGCAGAAAUAUACCCCAACUGGAUUCUCGGUACAAGAGGUUCGAGACCUAGGGGACUUCCCGGACUAUGCAGAGCUUAGUGGAGUGCCGUUGCCCCAACCUUAUCAAGAGUUUGAUAUCAACAAGGCGCUGGCCAGGUUCUAUCGACCAUUCAGAUGGGUUUACCAUCAGACUAUGUCAAUUUCAAAAAUGGAAACAGACUGGUGGAUCGAGCUUGAAAACACCUACAAGCAACGAAUCGCCCAACGCAAAGAACUAUAUGCCAAACACGGAAACGGGGUCCUUGGCUACCUUCCCGGGUCCGAACUAGCCUGCAAAGAGGUCAUGGAAAUGGUCCUUCAAAACGUCUGUGCCCGGUAUCCGCAGUACUUCUCGCUGGUCGAUAAGAGGAUCUUCCAGAACAGGAUCUUAGGUACGGAACAGGAUGUCAAGUCUAAGCAGCCCCUGGAGAUCCUGCUUGACAAUAUUCCCGAGGACUUUGGUAUCACGCUGCGAGAUGAUAAGACUGGUUGCUAUAUCCUCCGCGCAGGUGUUAUUUGCUCUUCGAUUGGAUGGAGUAUUAACGAGAAGAUGGGGCUUCCGCUUCAUUUGAUUCACAAGCCUGUUCCGGACUACAAAGAGAAGAUGCAGACUUCUAUGGAGCGCUUCUUCACUAAACUCCCAACCGACAAACCAAUCCAACGUGGCUCCUGGGGCCUCGAAGUCGGUCAACCCCUCUGGAUGCCAAAAGGCUCACCCCUCGAAAUCCACCGCACACACCAAUCCGCCACCCUGCAACUAUCCGACUGCCACCUCCGCGUCGACUGGCAAACCCUCCGCCGCCUCCCCCUCUCCGCAGCUGUCGUCUUCAACUUCAAAGCCCUGUUCACGCCGGUCACAGAGUUCCGCGAUGAACCUGGUGUGCCGGCGCUAGUGGCCAAGAAUAUGAAGGAGGGGAAGGAGAAUUUGUUGGAGUAUAAGGGGACGUGGCAUGUGGAGCAUGUGAUCUUGCCGGUGAUGGAGAAGUGGGCAGAGGAGCAGAGGAGGAAUGGGCUUGUGGAGAGGGAUUGGGAGGUUGGGACGCUGGAUGAAAGUCCGUAUUUUAGGGGAUGGGAGGAGAAGUGGCAUCGUCAGCAGGGUUUCUGA
Molecule: messenger RNA, 1341 nt
Organism: Aspergillus chevalieri
Lineage: Eukaryota; Fungi; Ascomycota; Eurotiomycetes; Eurotiales; Aspergillaceae
Product: heme-dependent oxidative N-demethylase family protein
Exons: 3
Coding region: 1-1341 (446 amino acids)
Source: RefSeq, a predicted model, not a curated record